AUGGGGAAGGAAAUGAAAUGUCAUUGUUUUCUCUAUGAAAAGAGAGAACCGACAGCCCCCCAGACAAAUGACAGGAUCUCCAUCAGUGACAAUAAAACUGGAAGAGUGUUCACAGCAACUGUGAGGGAUCUGAGAGAAGAGGAUGAAGGAUGGUACUGGUGUGGAAUAGAAAGAACUGGCGAUGAUGAAGGCACUUCUGUGUAUCUCACUGUCAAAGGUUUGCUUUUGCUCUCACAGCUCAACAUUAAAACUGUAAUGGUUUGGGUCACACUGGGUCCUAUGUAUAAAACAUCAUUGGAUGUUUUAAUUAUUGACUGUUUUUACCAGACGGUUUUCCUGAAUAAAAAGGGUUUGGCAUUACAACUGUUCUCAUUGUCUUUACAAUGCCUAAUUCAGGAUGUUGUCUGCCACAUAUAUACUGUACUCUGUACUACACACUUUGAUGCAGGUGCUGCAGCCCUUUCUGGACCAGACCAGGUGAAUGGCUUGCUUCAGGAAUCAGUGACUAUCCAGUGUCGUUAUGGCAAAGACUACAAGGACAGAGUGAAAUACUGGUGUAAAGGACAGCUUCGUAUAUCCUGUAUCACUCUGAUAAGUACUGAUGCCCUCCAGACAAACGACAGGAUCUCCAUCAGAGAUAAUAAAACUGAAGGAGUGUUCACUGUAACUAUGAGGGAUCUGAGAGAAGAGGAUGCAGGACGGUACUGGUGUGGAAUAAAAAGAAGUGGCUAUGAUGAAGUCACUUCAGUGUAUCUCACUGUCAACAAAGGAACGUUGAAACCAACUACAACAACACCAACAACAACAGAAAGAACAGCCCCAGCCACUGCAAGCACUGCUGUGAACACCUCUUCAUCUCCUGGACAAACAGGACACAUUACUCCACACUUUGAUAUCUGGUCUUACCUUCGCUGGAUCCUGUUUGUUUUAAUGCUGGCUUGUCCUCUUGUGGUGCAAUUAUGGGAUUGUCAACGCAAGCAUGGAUGUUAUCCUGAACUCAACAGUACUGGUGAAUGAUGGGUAUAACCGGAUAAUCUACAAUCGAAAGCACUUGGGUCCCUGCAAGCAACAUGGAAGAUAAAUGUACUUACACAUGACAAUAAAUAGGGUGAAAGCUUAAUAACAUACUCAGUACAUCUUAAUAUGCACUGCUAUUCACCAUACUGGUCUUAAUUUGCAGUUAAGAUAGAGCCCUACUUCGUAGGAAACAUGUUUGUCCUAUUUAAUAUCAAAAGAAAGUGUCUUUAUUGUGUGUCUGUUGCUUGGAAUCAUGGGACAGUCAUGUGAUCAUGUGAGUUACAGGAGACACACUGGCUGACGUGCAAAGGCAGGAAUUCCAGUGUAAGAACUACGUCUCCCAGCAGCCUUUGAACUCCCUAUCAAUCAAUGUGUCUCCUCAAGAGUCAUGUGAUUAAAAUAUAACCAAUGAAAGCUUAAUAUUUACUUGCAACACCUGGUUUGGUACUGCUCAUGUUUUUUUUUUAUCCCAUUUUAUAUUAACAAUAAUUAAAAGGAAUUUCAUUGUAAAUAAUGAAGUGAUUAACUGGAAUCGUAUCUGUUUUCCAGCAAUAACAGGGGAUAGUAAUUUGUUCAGGAUUAAAGCAAGGGUUACAGUAAUAAAAUACAAUUCUACAAAAGCGCUUAUAAUAUAACAUACCUAUAUUUCUGGUCAUUAUUGUUUGGUUAAUAUUUAGCAUUACCUUUUUUUGGGGGGUGACAGAGAGUUUUGUUAAUCGGAUAAUGUCAUUUUGUUUUUAAUUUAAAAAAUCUGAAUAUAAUGGUAAAAAAAGCAAUUCAUUUAUUUAUAGUUUCCCCCCCCUGGUGUUGCACAAAGCUGCUAACACAUUUAAAUCUAUACCCUAGUUAAGGGAAAAUGUAUCCCUAAGGAUUCUACUUAAACUUAAUACUGAAGACGCUUCAUGCAGAUAUCCACCAACUCAGUGCUUUGUUUUGUACACAGAGUGACAGACAAUAAACUUCAGUGGUGACUUCCAAGAUUGGAGGCACAUGAACUAUUGUACAGUAUCAGUCUGGGUAGAAUCCAUUGCAGAAACACUUACUGUAUUAAAAUGAAGAGCAGACGCCUCCCCCCAGUGCAUCUGCUCUGAAUGAUGUAUGUGUUCUGUAUCAAUGUGGUUUUGAAAAAAAGGAAGGAUAUGAAAAACAUAUUCUUUUUCUCAGAAAUAAGGAAGCUUUUACUCAGCCAGCUUGUACACUGGUUCUCUGUGUGUAAAAUGAAGUUCCUCGUACUUCUGGCUGCUCUGUCAGGUAAAGGAAACUGGUUUAAUUUGUAUUUGUGUUACUAUAACGGAAUGAUAGUUCACAGUUUUUUUUGUGUAUUACAGAGCUAUUGUCGUUAUCGAAGUGUAAAUGUUUCUGAUCCCAGAUUGAAUGUAUGGUGUGAUUGUCUUUUAGAGUGAUGUUGUUUUUAGAGAUGUGAAAUUAUUGCUGUCAGCUUUUGGUCAUCUUGCCAGGACACUCAGGCCUCGUUUCAAUGGGCUUUUCCUGGUUUAAGAAUAAAUAAAUACAUACAAAAAUAAAUACAUUGUGAUAUUGUUAAACUGGGAGCAUGUAUAUGUGUUAUCAGAACUAACAGACUCCUUUAGAUCCUUGGUUUAUGUAUAGCAAAUGGAAUUAUCUUUACAUCAAGCUGAGCGAUAAGUACAACAAACAGAUUUAGAUUGAGUUUAAACUGUUUUAAGUUGUGAAAGAGGCAGCUUGUCUUUUGUCACAUGUACGUUUUAUGGUGUGAUGCAUCCAUAACUACAGGAAACAUUAAAAGUGAAAGAAUUGUGAAUGUUUAUUCGAUCUACAAUGUUUGCAUUUGUUUUCUUACUCUUCAUGGAAUAUUUAAGUCCAAAAUGUCUUUUUUGAUUAAAAGGAGUUUUAUCUAAAAUAAAUCUAUUUGUAUGUUACUUUGAACAGACAAAUGGUGAUUCUUUUGGAACCCUAUAGCAGAGAAUGACACACAUAUAUAAUCAGCUAAUGUAUAAAACGGCAAUCUAUAGAAAAGUAUUUUUUAUUAAUGAAAGUGUGACUGUAGCUAAUAUAGCAACGAGGGGUCCUGAACAUUAGUGUGUGUGGUUGAGAGGACUGUGUUUGGUUAUUAAACUGAUGUUAGUAAAACAAGGAAACAUACAUUUAAACAUACAAGCAAGCAUACAUUUUUACAUGGAUAAAAACAGCAUGCAAAAAUGUACUUCCACUUUCUCUACACAACUAAUAGAUAUGUUUGUGGUAACACUGACACUGAUUCACAAAACCUGACUGCAUGUUUUAUUUAUUAUAGAUUAUAGGGUUUUUUUCUAGAUGAUUUAUUUUUUUCAAUAAACAAGCUGGCGUCAGUAAAAUCUAACUACCACGAAACACGUAUUGAUAUAAACAGCACACGACAAUGACACCGUUUGCUUUUGCUCUCACAGCUCAACAUUAAAACUGUAAUGGUUUGGGUCACACUGGGUCCUAUGUAUAAAACAUCAUUGGAUGUUUUAAUUAGAGACUGUUUUUACCAGCCAGUUUGCUUGAAUAAAAAGGGUUUGGCAUUA
Molecule: messenger RNA, 3545 nt
Organism: Acipenser ruthenus (sterlet)
Lineage: Eukaryota; Metazoa; Chordata; Actinopteri; Acipenseriformes; Acipenseridae
Product: polymeric immunoglobulin receptor-like
Exons: 6
Coding region: 1-1017 (338 amino acids)
Source: RefSeq, a predicted model, not a curated record